Messenger RNA from Conger conger (European conger), 2479 nucleotides. RefSeq names its product mortality factor 4 like 1 (gene morf4l1). The record is from RefSeq and is a predicted model, not a curated record. Gene Ontology annotation, cellular component: NuA4 histone acetyltransferase complex; nucleus. Bases 140 to 1132 code for a protein of 330 amino acids. Gene Ontology annotation, biological process: chromatin organization; regulation of DNA-templated transcription. The transcript is spliced from 12 exons. NCBI's taxonomy places the organism in Eukaryota, Metazoa, Chordata, Actinopteri, Anguilliformes, Congridae.
GCUCAAUGACGUAAUUGUUGCGAUGGCAUUGCGUCGCGCAUCAGUGACGCAGAGUGGCGCCUUCACUGUGUCUGGAUGAAAUCGGAGCUGGCGAUGCCUGAAUUUGAUUUUUCAGAUAUUUUAAUAGUUUAAUCUGUGAAUGGCGCCAAAACAGGACCCUAAGCCUAAAUUUCAAGAAGGUGAACGAGUUCUGUGUUUUCAUGGGCCAUUGCUCUACGAAGCUAAGUGUGUAAAAGUUAAUAUCAAGGACAAGCAAGUGAAAUACUUCAUUCAUUAUAGCGGAUGGAAUAAGAACUGGGAUGAAUGGGUUCCUGAAAGCAGAGUGCUCAAGUAUGUGGACACCAACCUGCAGAAACAAAAAGAGCUUCAAAAGGCCAACCAGGAUCAUUAUGUUGAGGGAAAGAUGAGGGGCAUCGCACCAAGCAAGAAGAUAGCUGCUGUGCAGCAGAAAAAUGUUGAUCUGAAAACCAAGAAGAACAAACAGAAAAGUGGUGAUGUUCUGCGCGCAGCACCAGGGGCCGGGGAGGGGACCAGCGCAGGGGAGAUGCCACAGCCCCCGCGUAAGAAGAGGGCGCGAGUCGACCCAACCGUGGAAAGUGAGGAGACGUUCAUAAACCGAGUGGAGGUGAAGGUGAAGAUCCCAGAGGAGCUGAAGCCCUGGCUGGUGGAUGACUGGGACCUGAUCACCAGGCAGAAGCAGCUCUUUCACCUACCUGCCAAGAAGAAUGUUGAUACCGUUCUAGAGGACUAUGCAAACUACAAGAAGUCAAGAGGCAACUCUGACAACAAGGAGUAUGCUGUGAAUGAGGUGGUGGCGGGGAUCCGGGAGUACUUCAACGUCAUGCUGGGCACCCAGCUGCUGUACAAGUUCGAGAGGCCGCAGUACGCAGAAAUUCUGGCCAACCACCCCGAUGCCCCCAUGUCCCAGAUCUACGGGGCCCCACAUCUGCUCAGGCUGUUCGUGCGGAUCGGAGCCAUGCUGGCCUACACCCCCUUGGAUGAGAAGAGCCUGGCUCUGCUGCUCAACUACCUGCAGGACUUCCUCAAGUACCUGGUGAAGAACUCGGCCACUCUGUUCAGUGCCUGCGAUUACGAGGUGGCCCCCCCUGAAUACCACCGGAAAGCAGUGUGAGCCGAGCAACACUUUCACCGGGUAAUUGUCUACGGAAGAAGGAGCCACAGUUUUUCCUCAGCCGCAGGUAAAGCUUUUAUCCUCCAAUAGGAAAGAAAAAGACUUUUUUGUUUCUCCACGCCCCUCUCGGAAACUUUCAGAAGUCGGCCGGCCUGAAGGAACCCACCUCCUCGACCUGCCCCGUCUCUACCUGCCCCACCACCACCCCCAACUGGGGAGAAGGCUUCAGACUCAUGUAAAUAGAUCAGUUGGGUUAGAUGUCAAGUCUUAACUUGUUAUUCUACAACCGAAGCAGGGAAAUGAGAUUGGCACGCAUCUACCAGUAUUAGAGGAACUGCUUGUGCAUCCGGCUCCUAAGGUUACCGGUCAUUCCCCCGGAGAUUUUAUUUCUCCACGUACUGCUAUUCGGAGCGCAGCUCAGAACUUUGUCCACCAGGUAUUCCUAAACACGUUUUUCAGGUUUCGUAGAAACGUGGGUUCCGGCCCGUAACCCUUGACGAGGCCCGGUCAAGUGCGUUCGUGCGUUUGUGUUGUGGCAACAACAGAUGGAAGGGUUUUUUUAUUUUUUAUUUUUUUGGUGACUUAAUAAAAGCCAGUGUCCUCACUGGCAGAUUCAUGUUCAUGGUCUUUUAUUGUUUUGUACGCUGACCUUGCGCACUUAAUUGCCCUCGGGGUAAAGGACAGCCCAAGGGGUCAUGGUAAAAGCAGGCGGAGAUGUCGCUGUCCGUUCAAGUGACCGUUUAAGCAUGUUGAAACGAUUUUACAUUCAUUUCCGUUCUUGAAUCUUAAACCUGCUCUUCUGCUGAGGUCGAGGUGUAUCUACGUAUUGUAAAAGAAAAAGUCCCCAGUUUAAGAAAAUAUCACAGCCCCCCUUUCCCCCUUCUUGCAUAGAAAUGAGGUUGAUCUGUGUUAUAAUAAUGUGGGUACAAAUGUCAGGACUUCAUCCUGAACUGGCAGAUUGGUUUCUGCUAUCUGGUUUUGUGUACUUUAUCUGUUCAAAGCAAUUUAAGGUCAGCUUCAGCAUUAAGGCUUAUCCUUAAUUGAUUUCUGGUUAAAAGAACUCAAGUCUGUGGAAAUCAAACCAUCAUACACAAGAAUCAGGACAUUGUGACUUCAAGUUAAAUUGCGUUUCCUGACAUCGCUUUGUGAACGUGGUUAUCAUUUGGACGUGUUUUUGAAGUGCAAAAGGUUUCUGAAGUCUUUUAUUCAUUGUGACGUGCGUCCAAUUUCCCUGAAGGCCAUUUUAUUUCCUCAUCUAAAAAAGAUGGAAUUGUCCAGUUUUUUCCCCCCCAUCAACAUUAUUUCCCUGUGUUCACAAGCACUGUAAAUAAAACUCUUUUAAAUAUG